Messenger RNA from Magnusiomyces paraingens, 720 nucleotides. RefSeq lists its product as uncharacterized. Gene Ontology annotation, cellular component: Golgi apparatus; late endosome membrane; SNARE complex. The transcript has 3 exons. Gene Ontology annotation, molecular function: SNAP receptor activity; SNARE binding. The record is from RefSeq and is a predicted model, not a curated record. Gene Ontology annotation, biological process: vesicle fusion; endoplasmic reticulum to Golgi vesicle-mediated transport. Bases 1 to 720 code for a protein of 239 amino acids. Lineage: Eukaryota; Fungi; Ascomycota; Dipodascomycetes; Dipodascales; Dipodascaceae.
AUGAACUCGCUAUAUAACCAUGCGAUCAAGCAGUCGCAGUCAUUGCACCGCGAGCUUCAAACGUUUGCAGAAUCUCCAGCUGACGCUCCUCUAUCUUUACUAGGUCAAAUCUCUGCUUCUUUAGCUUCUCAUUCACGAACUUUGGAUGAGUAUGCUACCUCUGCAUCUCAGGAAAUAGUUCCAGCAAAAAAGGAACAAGCCCAUGCGCGCCUUGAAAAAUUCAAAUCCGAUCUACACGACAUGCGUGCCGAGCUCGAGCGCCUGAAAAAAGUUCGUGCAGAAAGCGUCUACGAGGCCUCGCGUUCCGAGCUUAUUACGCGCCGCGUCCACGGCCAUGCACGGUCUCUCAGCCAAGAAAAUGGCAGUGAUCCAAGCUCGCUUUCCGAAAACCCCUACACGGGACCCAUCCAGCAACCCCAGUAUACAGACUACUCGCGUGCAGAGGGCUUGUCGCGCGAACAAGCCACUUUGGGCCGUGUCGGUGACCAACUCGACGAGUUUCUGGAGCGCGGCAAACUUGUGCUAGAAAACCUGGGCGAGCAGCGCGAAAUGCUCAAGGCUACACGCAGACGUAUUUACGGUGUUGCCAAUACGCUGGGCAUUUCAACAGAUACUAUUCGUAUGGUGGAGCGCAGAGCCACAGCCGACAAGCGCUUUUUCUACGGCGGCAUUGUGGUGCUGUUGGUAUGCUUUUACUACAUUUUGCGGUGGUUUGGUUGA